AUGGGCAUGGCGUCCUUGAGCGACCUGGGGGUGGAGGGCACCUGCCUGUCCCUGGGCGGCCGCCGCACGCCCACGCCCGCGGCCGCCGCCGCCAUGGCCCGCGGCCGCGGCGGCGGCGCGGCGCUACACCUGCCCGGCGACGAGGACGAGGACGGCGCCGCGGCGCUGAUCGCGCCGCUGCCCGCGCCGGGGUGCGUGCCGGCGUGGAUGGACGGGUGGUGA
This is a messenger RNA of Monoraphidium neglectum, 222 nucleotides long. RefSeq lists its product as hypothetical. The record is from RefSeq and is a predicted model, not a curated record. Lineage: Eukaryota; Viridiplantae; Chlorophyta; Chlorophyceae; Sphaeropleales; Selenastraceae. The transcript has a single exon. The coding region runs from base 1 to 222 and encodes 73 amino acids.